Molecule: messenger RNA, 3420 nt
Organism: Nothobranchius furzeri (turquoise killifish)
Lineage: Eukaryota; Metazoa; Chordata; Actinopteri; Cyprinodontiformes; Nothobranchiidae
Gene: kcnj16a
Product: potassium inwardly rectifying channel subfamily J member 16a
Biological process (GO): potassium ion import across plasma membrane; regulation of monoatomic ion transmembrane transport
Cellular component (GO): plasma membrane
Molecular function (GO): inward rectifier potassium channel activity
Source: RefSeq, a predicted model, not a curated record
UUUCUAUUCUGAUGUGUAAUCAUGUUUCACAUCUAUUUCAGUAAACUUGAAUCAGAUUUUAUUCAUCUGGGAAAUUUAAAAAAUGACAGAUUUCUUUUGACAACCCCCAUCACCAUCACCACCAACACAUACACACUAACAAACACACCCACACACAAAGUCCUGCAGACUGACAUCUACCUGCAGACACACUCACCUGGCUGAAAGACACCAUGUGAUGCUGAAAGGAGGUGUUAAUCUUUAGUUUUGUGCUGUGACGCGUGGGACGGCUCAUUCCAGCAGAUGACUGGACAGCGAGCCGCUCCUCCAGCCAGCAACCCAAAGUCCUGCAGCUGCUUCGGCAUUUAACUUAACCAAGACUUUAGAAGAUGUACAAACAUUAUUCUUCAGUGAGGCCUUCUGAUGAGUUCAGUGUGAAAACGGAAAAUGGACACCACUCAAAGAAAACCCGUUACAUCCGUAAGGAGGGCAGCGGUAACGUGAAGUUUCGCCACGUUCCAGAGGAGUGGCUGAUGUUUGUGAUGGACAUCUUCACCACCUUGGUGGAGAUCAGGUGGAGGGUGAUGUUGCUGAUCUUUGCUUUGUCUUACAUCCUGUCCUGGCUCUUUUUUGGUAUCCUCUUCUGGUUCAUUGCUCUGAUGCACGGAGACAUCAGGAACCACAACACGCAGCCCUGCGUCUUUGAGGUGCGCAGCUUCACAGCUGCUUUCCUGUUUUCACUGGAAACUCAAACCACUAUUGGCUACGGCUUCAGAGGAAUGUCUGAGAACUGCAUGGUUGCCAUCAUCGUCGUCACCAUACAGGAUGUCAUCAGCUGCUUCAUUGACACCUUCGUCAUUGGCAUUGUAGUCUCCAAGAUGGCGUCAGCCCGAAAGAGGGCGCAGACCGUGGGCUUCAGCAGCCAUGCUGUCAUCAACCUUAGGGAUGGUUUUCUGUGUCUCUCUUGGAGGAUAGGGGACUUCCGGAGGAACCAUUUGGUGGAGGGGACAGCUUGUGCUCAGAUUGUUCACUCAAAAAUGCACCAGACUGGGAAAGUAGACAUGGGUAUGGAAGACCUGGCCAUCCAGCAGAGGGACAUCACUCUGGUUACACCUACGACCAUCUGCCACAGGAUAGAACUCGGCAGCCCUCUGUACAAGAUGAGUCUGGACGAUUUACGAAAAGCAAACAUUGAGCUGGUGGUGUCCUUUACAUACACGGACGACUCCACGGGCAUUCUGCAUCAGACCCGCACGUCCUACACGCCUGACGAGAUCCUCUGGGGUCAUCUGUUCCAGGAGAUGAUCAGAGUGAGCAGGAAGCACUACAAAGUGGAUUACAACUUGUUUAAUAACACCACCAAAGUUCUGGUACCGAUGAUCAGUGCAGAGGAGUACGACAAGAAGAAGCAGCUGCAGCUCUCUGCUCGACUCCCUCCGCAGCAUUCACCCAGAUGUUCUCCACAAACCCUUUCACAGAAUCCACAGGAGAAUCAGCCCAAACUUCUGAUAGAAGGAGCAGAACAGGAGAGAGAUGACCAACCCGUACCUGAUGAUCCAACAUCUGUAACAGGAAGUCAACAUCUGGACUCAUCGACUCAGUGACAAACAGCCAGUGUAGAUGAAGAGAGAUGAAGCAUUUCUACGUGAAAUUAAACUAAAGACUGAGUCAACAGCCUGCAGAGUGAGAAGGAAUGUCGAGGACUCCUAUUUGAGAAUAUUAAAAUAUAAUUUAUCACUAAACUCAAAUACACUCUUUAAAUGGGUUACUUUCAUCCCAUCAGUUCAAUUCAAGUUUAUUUAUAUAGCGCCAAAUCACGACAAGAGUCGUCUCAAGGCACUUCACAUAAUAAAAAUUCAGGUCAGUUCAUUAAGCCAAUCAGAAAUAAUGUGUCCUAUAUAAGGAACCCAGCAAAUUGCAUCAAGUCACUGACUAGUGUCAGUGACUAUACAGCAAUCCUCAUACCAAGCAAGCAUAAAGCGACAGUGGAGAGGAAAACUCCCUUUUAACAGGAAGAAACCUCCAGAGAAUCCUGGCUCAGUAUAAGCAGCCAUCCUCCACGACUCGCUGGGGAUCGAGAAGACAGAGCAGACACACACACACACACACACACACACACACACACACACACACACACACACACACACACACACACACACACACACACACACACACACACACACACACACACACACACACACACACACACACACACACACACACACACACACACACACACACACACACACACAAUUGGUCGGUUCAUUGUUGUAUGUUGUCAGCGUUGCGCGUGCAUCACAAUGCCGAAUUUUGUUUAACGGAAGAGACGAAGAUUAUUUAGUUUAAAAUGUGAACUUUGAAAAUACUUAAGUCUGACCUAAAAGCUGAACGUCCAAAGCAUUCAUGUCACCACUCUUUACAAACUCAUUUUUUUUAAGUUACGAAAUAAACGACACAAACACCUAAAAUUUCCUCUUAACAAAUUAGUCAAUUUUUUUGUAUUUUGUUUUAUUUUUUUAACUAAACUUUGCUGUGAUGAACAGUUCUCAGUAGAAGUUGGGACCAAAACACAAAUCAGCUUUUCACCCUGAACUCUCCAUCUGAUGAUGAUGAAGGAGAUGAAGGCGUGAGGAAGGAGCAGCAGCUAACAGGCGUCACCUAACAGAUUACUUAACUCGCCAGCAGAAAGAGAGAGAGAGAGAGAAACAAUAAAAGAUUAAUAACCUAAAACAUACCAAAACUUUGAGCAAAUAAAACAAACUAUGUCUCACCCAGAUCUUUUUGGCUGCCGCUUCUUGUAAAUAAAGUGUGACUUCACAUUUGGAAGCCAGUCUGGAGCUGAAAUUGUAAUAUUUUUUUCUUUAUUUUUUUAAUGAAGACUUUGUUACAGCAGAUGCUCCCAGUGCUCCAAUUUUUUGGUUUUCCAGGUCUGUCUGACCUCUGAUGGAAUUGUGAAGGAACCGUGAGCUCGGCCCACUGAAAGCCGUCUAUGCACCCAGCUGAUGCAUAAGGUUAUUAUGGUAAUCCACUCCUUAUGACCUUUCUACAAGCUCCAAGUUCAUAGUUUUCCCCAAUAAAACUUUUAGUGUUGCUUCACAUUUAGGCAUGAUCAUCUGUGACCCAUGUAGCGUGUUUUUAUUAUUAGUUUUAUGCUGUUAGUGGAUUAAUUACACAGUCUGAGCUUAUUCUGUAGCAAAAUGAUUUGUAGCAUUUUUAUUUUUUCAGUUAGAAAGAAAGCUGCAAUUAUCAGAAGCAAGCACUUUCACCUAGUUGUUAGUUUAGAAGUUUUGUUUUGCUUUGGUUUUUUUUUGCGGAAAAAACAGCAGAAUCCGACUGCAGUGGCUUGUUUUGUAAAGAUCCGUCAGGCUGAAUAAAACAUUCCUGGAAUCAGAACAAAACCUGAUCUUUGAAUUUUCACCACUAAUAAAGCUGUUACACAAA